AGGAGGUACAGGCCCUGGCCUGUUGCAGGAUGGAGGCCGCCAGGCUGGGGGAGCAGAUAAGAGAGCUCCCGGCAUGGGCUUGCGGGCAGUCGCUAGCAGCUGGAGGAGCAGGAGGGCGGGGAGGAGGGCGGGGAGGAGGGCAAGAGCCUUUGGCACCCUCGUCAGUCCUGCACCCCGCUCACUCACAGCCUGGCAGUGACCACGGAGCUCAGGACCCACGAACAUGUCCCCACCCCCGACUGCCCUCCUCUGCCUCGGGCUGUGUCUGGGUCAGGCGGCCCGAGUGCAAGGUGGUGAGUCCUCCCCAGCCUGUCCCUCCCCUGGGCCAGCCCCCGGGAGGUGCAGUGCCAGCCCUGGGGCUCCGCCCUGACCCCAGGCUCUGCCUCCCUCCAGGCCACCUCCCCAAGCCCUCCCUGCAGGCCCUGCCCAGCUCCCUGGUGCCCCUCGAGAAGUCGGUGACCAUCGAGUGCCGGGGGCCCCCGGGGGUGGACUUGUACCGCUUGGAGAAACUGGGGUCCGGGAGCUACAGGGACGAGGCUGACCUCUUCAUCCCGGCCAUGAGGACCAGCCACGCCGGAUGCUACCGCUGCUCCUACCAGAACGGGUCGCGCUGGUCGCUGCCCAGCGACAACCUGGAGCUGGUUGCUACCGGGGUCUACCAGAAGCCCUCCCUCUCCGCGCACCCUGGCCCGGCCGUGUCCCCAGGGGGCGACGUGACCCUGCAGUGCCAGACCCAGUAUGGCUUUGACCAGUUUGCUCUGUACAAGGAGGGGUCCACCAGGCCCCACAAGCUGCCAGAGAAGUGGUACCGGGCCGACUUCCCCAUCAUCACGGUGACUGCCGCCCACAGCGGGACCUACCGGUGCUACAGCUUCUCCAGCACAUCCCCCUACCUGUGGUCGGCGCCCAGCGAUGCCCUGGAGCUCAGGGUCACAGGAGCCUCUGCGGCCCCCAGCCAGUUGCCCACAGAGGCGCCUUCCUCCACGGCAGCGGCAUCUAGGGACAACACUGUGUCUCCGAGGGGCUCAAGCCCUCCGCUGGGUUUCUCCCACCUGCACUACAUCAAGGGCAACCUGGUGCGGCUGUGCCUGGGCGCCCUGGUUCUGGUCCUCCUGGCCGGACUCCUGGGGGAGGCCUGGCACAGCCGAAAGGAACUGCUGCCGCUCCGGGUCCGAGCCUUGCACAGGCCGCUUCCCCCGCUCCCGCAUGCCUCGAGGUCCCCUGGCCGCCAAGAAGGGGCCCUGCGGCCUGGGUGCCAUCGCUAGUGUGUGUGUGUGUGUGUGACCCCGCCAGGACUCUCCUGGGCUCCUCACCAGGCUCUCACCGCCCUGCCCCACCUGGCUUCCUUCUCCUUUGUGCAGACCCUCCGGGUGCCUCUCCUGCCUCCACGGUGCCUCUCCAGUCCUUAUCUGGACCUCAUCUUCCACUGCAGCCGGU
Molecule: messenger RNA, 1437 nt
Organism: Fukomys damarensis (Damara mole-rat)
Lineage: Eukaryota; Metazoa; Chordata; Mammalia; Rodentia; Bathyergidae
Gene: Gp6
Product: glycoprotein VI platelet
Exons: 6
Coding region: 30-1265 (411 amino acids)
Source: RefSeq, a predicted model, not a curated record